AUGGCAACAGCAAACACCAGAGCAAAAUGUUCUAUUUGUAACAAAGCAAAUGCAACUUGUCUUUGUUCAGGAUGUUCAAAAGAUUUUUGUUUUCAACAUUUAACAGAACAUCGACAAAUUCUUGAUAAACAAUUAAAUGAAAUUAUCAAUGAUCAUGAUCAAUUUCAACAAACGAUUAUUGAACAAAAACAGAAUCCAUCGAAUUCUUCUUUAAUUCAACAAAUUAAUCAAUGGGAAACAGAUUCAAUUGAUCAAAUUCAACAAACAGCAGAAGAAUGUCGAAAAACACUGACGAAUUUGACACAAAAGUCGAUUAGUGAUAUUGAAAAAACGUUUAUUGAAUUAUCUCAGAAAUUAAAAGAAACCCAUGAAGAAAAUGAAUUUAACGAAAUUGAUUUAAAUCAUUUUCAAUUAAAAUUAACACAAAUUACAGAAGAAUUCAAUGAACCAUCAAAUAUUUCGAUUCGACAAGAUUCAGAAGAAUUUAUUAAGAAAAUUUCAGUUCUUUCAACAUCAUCCAAUUAUACACCAAAGAAUCCAUAUGGAUUUGAGCAAACACAUCGUACGCAUCAACCCUAUGUCAAUCCACAAGGACGUAAUGCUGAUAAUCAGCAACCAGUUUAUAUGCAAUCUUUUGUACCACCUUCACCAUUCAUUCAUGCAAACGAUCCACAAUCAAUGACCCCAUUUCGCCUUGUUGUUCGGCCACCGAAUGAAAUUCCCAUUGGAGCACCAAAUUAUAUGCAACCAACAUCGUACUUAUCAUAUCCAAAUAAUAAUUUACAACAACAAUCAACUGCGUAUCCUACACCACACUAUCGUCCACCUUAUCAUGUGCCACAAAAUAUUCCACAACAAACAUCAACAACACAAUUAUCUAAUCAAACACAGCCAUCAAUUAAUGAACAAUAUGGAACAUCAUCUCAGUCUUCACAAUCAAAAGAAAAACGUAUAAGACAACCAUUAAGAAUUAUUGAUCCGGUGUCACAAAGCACUCUAGAACUGAAAACAGAAAUUCCAUCAAAUGAUGAAGAUCGUCAAAAAGAUACAGUUGUUAAUUCAACAAAUACUACGUCAGAAUUAUCUGAUGGUACAAAUAAAACUGAAUUACGAGAAGAUUUUCUAAGGCGAUUUGCUCGACUAUUAGCUUCUGAUGGUCAAACGGAUAGGACUGAAAAGCAACCAACAAAUAGUGUUAAAAAUUAA
Adineta steineri is the source of this 1206-nucleotide messenger RNA. The record is from the annotation of a GenBank genome assembly. Lineage: Eukaryota; Metazoa; Rotifera; Eurotatoria; Adinetida; Adinetidae.